Molecule: messenger RNA, 2197 nt
Organism: Cuscuta campestris
Lineage: Eukaryota; Viridiplantae; Streptophyta; Magnoliopsida; Solanales; Convolvulaceae
Source: the annotation of a GenBank genome assembly
CGCUAUUUCCAAACAGGCAUGUAAUGUCCUUGUUAAAGAGUGAGAAUCAAAUAUUUGGAUCAAUAAGCAUGACUCUAAAACAAUUUGAUUAGGAUUUAAUAGGUUUACAGUAUAAUAUCGUAGGGUUGCAAAACAACUUGCAGCACUUGAAUUCCAGUUGGAAUCUACGCUCUAAUGGCGAGGCGAUCAUCUUCUCCGAUCAUCUCCCCCAUCUUCUCCGUAUUCUUCCCCCGAGGCGAUACUCGCUUAUACCUCAUCGCCGCCGUCUCAGUCGUCUCCCUCCUCCUCCACCACCUCUCACUCGCAUCCGCGUCACAGCACCGCCACUUCGAGGGCUUCGACGCCGACGAAGCUGACGAGUUUCUCGAUCCGAACGAGGAUUCCUUAUCCGACCUCGAUCUCCCUCCUCCACCUACCACCACCACACUCUCCGUCUCUGACCCUAUCGAAUCUCACCAUGGUCCUCCCGUGUCAGAGCCGCACAUCGUUGCCCCGUCCGAUCAGAAACCUUCAUCAGCAUCUUUUGAUUACUGGGAUGAGGAUGAGUUCGAAGGGAUUCCGCAGCACGUGCACUUUGAAUCGCUUACUGAAACUGUUGGUGAUUCAGAAUCAGAUCCGAAUUCGAAUGCCAGCUCUGGAUCUGAGUCUCCUCCUACAAUAGAAUCCAAGUCGCCGUCGUCGUAUACAGUGGAGAUUGUGUGCGUAUCGUUUUUAAUCGUGUUCGUCAUUAACUAUUUCGCCGGGAAGAGAGAAAAUGAGAACAUUGCACUUGCCUGGGCAACAAAAUUUGCAACCAAGGACUCGAUAUUCGAGAAAAAUUUCAGUUUAUUGGGUGUUGGAGAGACAGAUGACUCUCCGCUAUUGCUGAAAGAAGGGCAGAAUGUGUUCAAGUUCUACGCGAGUGGGAGGAGAUAUUGCCAGGGACUGCUAGCUACUAUGGAGCUCAAGAGCAGGCACGAUCUGAUCUCCAAGCUGUAUAACAUGGUGGUUCCAUGCAAAGAUGAGAUAACAUUCGAGGUGUAUAUGAAUGAUGAUGCCAUGGAUCAUGUGGUGUUUGCUGUGGCAAGGAAGAAAUUGGCCAAAACAAUGCAGAAGGAGGUGAGGGAUCUACAGAGAUAUGCUGGAGUGGUGGCGCCACCUGCUGGUGGUGGGAGGAAAUGGGUGGCCGAUGAGUUGGUUGUGGUUUCAGAGUCAAAGGAGGUGGCCGGGGAUUUGAUCACUGAAGUCGUUCUUGAACAGGUAUUUGGUGAAAAGGCAUUGGAGAAAUUCAGGGAGGGAUUCAUCUCAAUGCACUUCUCAGAUCAGCACAUAGGCUCUCACAAGAAGAUGUUGGUUUUCAAGUUUGCACUUCCCAAGGCUAAUGACAUGGCUGAUAUGACCCGACUGAUUGCUCUUGUACCCUAUUACAUUGAUUUAAUCGGGAAAUACAAGCUCAGCUCACACGCUCGUUCCAAAGCAGAAGUAGCACGGCUUAAGGUUGCACAAGAGUUCUACAAGGAACUGCAGAAUGCAAGGCAAGAAGCUUUGCAGAGGAAGAAGGCAGAGCAGAGGAAGAAGUUGGAAGAGGCAGAAGCUAAGCUAAGUGCAGAGGCUAUUCGCAAGAAAGAGGCUAAAGACCGUGCCCGUCAAUUGAAGAAGGGCAUGCCUAAGAUGAAGAUGACCCGUGCUCAUUAGUUGGAUCAUUUUGGGCACCUCGAUUCAUGUGACAUUGGUGUUCAGUGUCAUAGCAUGACAUGAACCGACCCUCUUUUUGGGAGUUGGUAGUGUUUUGUUGUUCUCUCUCACACUCUAAGCCAACUCUCUCAUCAUAGUCUCUCUCUAUGUGCGCUCAUACAUUUCACGGUCAUUCUUUACCGCUUAGUUGUCUGUGGAAGGCAGUCUUGGGACAACAUUGUUGAAGAGACAUGUGGACUAAUGUAUAAUGUGUUUUGUUGCUCCCACUAAGUUCUAUCUAUCCUAGGAAAGAUAUUUCAAAUAUAGAGAGGUAUGUGCAAGCAGUUGGGGAAUGUGUGUUUGGAUUAAAGCUUAAGAGGGUGUUUGAGAGUCUUUGAAAAGAGCUUUUGAACUUCGACUUUAUUGAAACACAAUUUUAAGUGCUUUCCAAUCAGCUUUAGAUUAUGGAUUGUGGUUUUAGAAGUGUAAAUAGUGAUCUAGAAGUGAUUUUCACCAAAGCUCGGAAUAAUUGCUUUCUACUUCU